Messenger RNA from Lottia gigantea (owl limpet), 831 nucleotides. RefSeq lists its product as hypothetical. Gene Ontology annotation, molecular function: serine-type endopeptidase activity. The transcript has 6 exons. The coding region runs from base 1 to 831 and encodes 276 amino acids. The record is from RefSeq and is a predicted model, not a curated record. Lineage: Eukaryota; Metazoa; Mollusca; Gastropoda; Lottiidae. Gene Ontology annotation, biological process: proteolysis.
AUGGUUGUUCAUGAGUUAUAUGUGUUAGUGGUGUUGCUAGGGAUAGCACGUGCAGAGGAAGAUUUGUGUGGGUUUAGAGUGAUAGGAGGUGAACCAGCAAGAAGUAGGGUGCUCAGUGAACAGGCUGUAAGGUGUAUGUGGCCAUGGAUGGUAUCAGUAAGAAAGACUGAGGGGAAAUAUCUAUGCCCUGGUGUUCUUAUUGGUAGAGAUAAAGUCAUCACUACUGCCAGAUGCAUUAAAGCAUUAGAGUCUCUUGAAGGACCAACUGAAGUAGUAGUAGGAGAACAUAAUAUUCUGGUAGAAAAUGAUCGUAAUGAAGAGAUAAUACCUGUUGAUAAUAUGCUAGUUCAUCCUGAAUACGAUUCAUAUUGUGUUGGAAAUGAUAUUGGAGUGGUCAAAUUGAGCAGAGACGUUGAAUAUAAUUUAUGUAUUGUACCGGCCUGUCUGUCAUCAAUUCGACCUGACCCGUCCUGUGAUAAUUUUCUCAAUGAAUGUGUAAUUGCGGGUUGGGGCAAAUACAUGGCAACCACGCCAGAUAGGUCGCCGAUUCUAAGAUGGGCGUACACCAAUAUGUUGGGACCCAAUGUGUGCCGCGCCAUCUACCAAUAUUGGGAUAACUCGACUCUGCCUGAGAAUGUGUUUUGUUUGGAUAAAAUUACGAGUAAACGAGCAGCUUGUUUGGGUGACGAAGGUGGUAUGGUCGUUUGUAAUAUUGAAGGACACUGGAAAUUAAAGGGAUUGAUAAGCCUGGCCACCUGUGACGACAAUUUACCGUCGCUAGCCGUGGAUAUUUCAAACUCGAAAAUUCACAACUUUAUCACUAGUCAAUAA